GCCCCACGGACUCCACGGAGACUCUGUCAGCCACGCCAGCGUCAUGUCGGACAAACGCCGGUUGCAAGAACUCUUCGAGAAGUACGACGCGUCCGGCGAUGGCGUCCUUUCUGAGAAAGAAAUGCUGAAUUUGUUCGAACAUCUGGGCAUUUCAAGGGCCCAAGCCGAAGAGGUUUUCCAAGAAGCUGAUGCCAAUAGGGAUGGAACGAUUCAAGUACAUGAGUUCAUUUCUUGGCUGACAGCCAACAAACCGUCCUACAGCCCCCUUGCCAGCCUUGGCGAAGAUGGGACGGGAAAUAUCGAAUUUGCUUUCGGAAAUUCCACGCAGCAGACUUUGAAAUAUACCUUCAAGUUCAUGGCCUUGGAAAAUGUCGAAGUCCUUGGGCAAAAUCCAAUUCAGGUGGUUCUUGAACCAGGCAAGCGCACCUUCAAACCCAUGUUGCGAGUCACCAAAUCUCCAUUUAGUUAUGAGGUGGCGCCCGUGUGCUGCCGCGGGGAGGUGAAUAACGGGGAGGAUGAUCUCAGCAAGGCCUUCAUGGAUCCAGACUUCCCACACGAUGAGCGGAGCACCAAGAACGAAAGGUUCCCAGAGUUGGACAUGGGGAGGCCGGACCGCUGGGUGCGCGCGCGGAUGUUGGGCAACUCCAAGGAGGCCGUGUUGUUCGACCAGGUGAGGCCCCAGGACGUGAUCCAAGGACAUGUGGGAGACUGCUACUUGUUGGCGUCUCUGGCGGCGUUGGCCCAGCAGCCUGAGAGACUGAAGAGCCUUUUUGGGGAGAAACAUAUCACGGAGGAUGGCAAGUACACAGUGAGACUCUUUCACAUUGAGAAGAAGGAGUGGGUCAAGGUCACUGUGGACGAGUUUGUGCCCUGCAGAAGUGUGGAUGGCAUCCUGAAACCCUGCUGUGCGCAACCCUUGGGCGAGGAGAUUUGGGUUCCUUUGCUGGAAAAGGCUAUUGCCAAAUUCUGCGGGAACUAUGGGGAGAUCUACGGUGGCAUGGAGAGCUGGGUCUUCAAUGUCUUGACGGGUCGAACCCCUGAGAUCCUGCAGAAGACCAACAAGGGCUGGGUCAGCUACUUCUCCCGGGACAUGAAGGCGCGCGAACCGCAAAAGGGACGGCCCCGAAGGAACCGCGACAGGAAACCCAUGGACUCGGAGCAGCUCUUCCAAUACAUCUCAGGCGCCCUGGCGGAUAAGCACAUCGUCUCCUGCAGCGUGAACUUCUUGGAUGACAAACCCAUCAGGAGUCCCGAAGUGGAGUCACAGGUGCGGCAGAAGUACGGUGUGGAGGCGAACCACGCGUAUUCCUUGCGAACCACGCGUAUUCCUUGAUGAAAUGCUUUGAGGAGAAGCUGGACAACGGGCAAGCCAUCCGCCUGGUGCAGAUUCGGAACCCUUGGGGCUUUGGCGAGUGGAACGGUGAUUGGGCUGACUACAGCAAGGGGAAGCUGCCCGAUUGCUGGGAGAAGAAUCCUGAGCUCAAGAAGAGAUUGAAGGUGAAGAAUCAGAACGAUGGCCUUUUCUACAUGUCCUUCGACGACUUUGUCAUGCUCUACAGUGGUUGCCAGUUGUGCCCUGUGGGCACCAAACCCAUCCCUAAUAAUGAAGAGUUGGAAGAAGAUGUGGGAGAGGAAGAGUCGAAGGGUUUCUUCUCAAGCAUGUUUGGCAGCUUUUGGUAAGCACUGUUUGAAUCAUAGGCUCGCACAGGCUGAGACGGCUGAGACUUGAAAUAUCUCGGAGGCAAGCGCCUGAAGGGACCCUUGCCGCGUUUCACCUCUCACCUGCACCUCUUUGAGAUGUGCAAAAUCA
Messenger RNA from Cladocopium goreaui, 1810 nucleotides. The record is from the annotation of a GenBank genome assembly. Lineage: Eukaryota; Dinophyceae; Suessiales; Symbiodiniaceae.